AUGGACGGUAUCCUCAAGACGGUCGGCAACCUCCUGCCUUACCACCUUCUUUCCUACGGUACUUUACUAGGACUUGAGGUAUUCCAGAGUUUUGUCAACACCAAAAUAUGCUUCCAAGCACUCCCGAUGCGCGAGUUCAUCACUCUUCAGAAACGCCUAUUUCCUGUCUAUUUCAGCUGUCAGGUUGGAUUGGCUGCAAUCACAGCAGCAACGCAUCCGCCCUACAGUCUCCUGUCGCUCGUGAAAGAUCCAUGGGGCGCAGGCCCGCUGGCAGUUGUUUUGACGACCGGUUGUUUGAACAGGUAUGUUUACGGCCCGAGUACUACGACUACGGCACUAGUACGAAGAGCGCUUCAUGAAAAAAAUGUCGACUCAGCGGAUGAGGAUGGAAAAAUUCACACUGCGAAUCGCAAGUUCGCUGUGAAUCAUGCCAUGUGCAUUCAUCUGAACGCGAUUGCGCUUGUGGCUACAGUCGUCUAUGGCUUUUCGCUGUCUUCUAAUCUCCUUGCUGGAUUUUAG
Molecule: messenger RNA, 519 nt
Organism: Penicillium taxi
Lineage: Eukaryota; Fungi; Ascomycota; Eurotiomycetes; Eurotiales; Aspergillaceae
Product: DUF4149 domain-containing protein
Exons: 3
Coding region: 1-519 (172 amino acids)
Source: RefSeq, a predicted model, not a curated record